GGACACAUCACCAAAGUGUUUGGACACAAUUAUUUCUCUCUUGUUUUUCUGAAUAUGAAUAUGGAGGGUGGAAAGAAGUUAGCAAUGGGAGGGGAUGAGUUGUUAGAAGCUCAAUCCCACAUAUGGAAUCACAUCUUCAACUUCAUAAACUCAAUGUCUCUCAAAUGUGCAAUCGAACUUGGAAUUCCAGACGCCAUCCAUAGCCAUGGACCCAAUCCUAUGCCCCUCUCUCUUCUUGUUUCAUCUCUCCAACUUCAUCCUAAUAAAACCCAAUUCAUAUACCGUUUGAUGCGUUUAUUAACUCACUCUGGCUUCUUUGUUCUAAAAGAAGAAGGAUAUGUUUUGACUAAUUCAUCUCACCUUCUUCUUAAAGACAAUCCUUGCACCCUAUCGCCUUUCAUACUUUCCAUGCUCGAAUCAGCCUUCGUAGAGCCAUCGCACUUUCUCUCAGCCUGGUUCCGAACUGACGACCAGACACCAUUUGAGACUGCUCACGGGAUGUCGUUCUGGGAGUUCGUGGGGAAUAAGCAGAAAGAUGGUGAUAUUUUUAAUGCAGGGAUGGCUAGUGAUGCGAGGUUGGUGAUGAGUGUGUUAAUAGGAAAACAUAAAAGUGUUUUUGAAGGAGUUGAAUCGUUGGUUGAUGUUGGUGGUGGGACUGGAACUAUGACCAAAGCCAUUGCAAAAGCUUUUCAACAAAUUGAAUGCACUGUGCUUGAUCUUCCCCAAGUUGUGGCUGAAUUGAAAUCUGAUAUACCAAACUUUAAGUACGUUGAAGGGGAUAUGUUUGAUGCUAUUCCUCCAGCUGAUGCUCUUCUAUUGAAGUGGAUAUUACAUGAUUGGAGUGAUGAAGAAUGCGUGAAGAUAUUGAAGAAGUGUAAAGAAGCAAUCACAAGCAAUGGUAACAAAGGGAAAGUGAUGGUAAUUGAUUUGGUGUUAUUCAAUAAGAAAAACGAUCAAGACUCAAUUGAGACACAACUAUUCCACGACAUGUUGAUGAUGGUUGUAACAGGAGGAAAAGAAAGAGAGGAAAAAGAGUGGGCUAAAUUGAUUAAAGAAGCUGGAUUUAGUGCCUACAAAAUCUUCCCUAUUUUAGGCUUAAGGUCUCUUAUAGAAAUUUACCCAUGAAAUAAUCAACUAAUUCUCUCCUUUUUUUUAAUAAGUUCACAUACCAACAACACACACAUGAGUUGAAUUUCAACCUUUUAAUCUUAUUGUGUGUUUGAAUAAAGUAUUUGUGUGUCAA
Molecule: messenger RNA, 1243 nt
Organism: Cucumis melo (muskmelon)
Lineage: Eukaryota; Viridiplantae; Streptophyta; Magnoliopsida; Cucurbitales; Cucurbitaceae
Product: trans-resveratrol di-O-methyltransferase-like
Exons: 2
Coding region: 55-1125 (356 amino acids)
Biological process (GO): methylation
Molecular function (GO): S-adenosylmethionine-dependent methyltransferase activity; protein dimerization activity; O-methyltransferase activity
Source: RefSeq, a predicted model, not a curated record